Messenger RNA from Salvelinus sp. IW2-2015, 2808 nucleotides. NCBI's taxonomy places the organism in Eukaryota, Metazoa, Chordata, Actinopteri, Salmoniformes, Salmonidae. The record is from RefSeq and is a predicted model, not a curated record.
GGGCAAAGCUAGGCAUACGGAGAGUGCCGUUCGCUUCCGUGUUUGUGCGAUUAGCAGAGUCCAGAACUGCUGGUGGAUAAGGGAGGUUUGGCGUUUCAUUCAUCGGAGGAAUUAAUACAAAAUCUGCGAAUAUGACCUAUGAAUUGAAGCAUGUGUUUGCCAGCCUCCCGCAGAUGGAACGAGGAGUUGCCAAAGUCCUUGGUGGAGAUCCCAAAGGCAACAACUUCCUCUACACCAAUGGGAAGAGUGUCAUCAUCAGGAACAUAGAUAACCCUGCCAUAGCUGACAUCUACACCGAGCACCCUCAUCAAGUUACUGUUGCCAAGUACGCUCCCAGUGGCUUCUACAUUGCGUCUGGAGAUGUGUCUGGUAAGAUCCGUAUCUGGGACACUACCCAGAAGGAGCACCUUCUGAAGUACGAGUACCAGCCUUUCGGGGGCAAAAUCAAGGACAUCGCCUGGACUGAGGACAGCAAAAGGAUUGCUUGUGUGGGAGAGGGACGUGAGAAGUUUGGGGCUGUGUUCCUGUGGGACACUGGCUCCUCAGUGGGCGAGAUCUCGGGCCACUCCAAAAUCAUCAACAGCGUGGACAUAAAGCAGACUCGCCCCUACCGCCUCAUCACCGGCAGUGAUGACAACUGRGGGGCCUUCUUUGAGGGACCCCCUUUCAAGUUCAAGUUCUCAAGCACAGACCACAGCCGGUUUGUCAACUGCGUGCGUUUCUCUCCAGACGGGAACCGCUUCUGUACGGCUGGCGCUGAUGGUCAGAUCUUCCUAUACGACGGAAAGACUGGCGAGAAGCUUGGGGCUCUGGGCGGAGCGAAGGCCCACGAUGGAGGAGUCUAUGCCGUGAGCUGGAGCCCUGACAGCUCCCAGCUCAUCUCUGCCUCGGGUGACAAGACUGUGAAGCUGUGGGAUGUGGGCACCAGCAUGGCCCUCACCACCUUCAACAUUGGCACCGACGUCAUGGACCAGCAGCUGGGCUGCCUMUGGCAGAAGGACCAUCUGCUCAGCAUAUCCCUGUCGGGCUACAUCAACUACCUGGAUAAGAGCAACCCCGACCGGCCGCUCCGCACCAUCAAGGGUCACAGCAAAUCCAUUCAGUCCUUGACAGUUCACAAAAACAAGGGGCGGGCUUACAUCUACUCUGGCAGCCAUGACGGGCACAUCAAUUACUGGGAUGCGGAGACCGGGGAGAACGACUGCUUCUCAGGGAAGGGCCACAGCAACCUUGUCACCAAGAUGGCGGUGGACGAGGCCGACCAGCUGGUGACCUGCAGCAUGGAUGACACGGUCCGCUUCACCAGCGUGACAAAGAAAGAAUACAGUGCUUCCAACCUGGUAAAGAUGGACGUCCAGCCUAAACAUGUUUCCGUAGCAACAGGGGGACUCACAUUAGCCGUGUGCAUUGGACAGGUGGUGUUGCUGAAGAACCAGAAGAAGGUGUUCAUGCUGGACAGUCUGGACUACGAGCCUGAAGCAGGAGCCAUCCACCCAGGGGGCAGUACUGCGGCAGUGGGCGGGGCAGAUGGGAAGGUCCGCUUGUAUUCUGUCCAAGGCAACACUCUGAAGGAUGAGGGGAAGAGCAUGGAGGCCAAAGGGCCAGUCACAGACAUGGCCUACUCAAAAGACGGAGCCUACCUGGCCGUCACUGACGAGAAGAAGGUCGUCACAGUUUUCACCGUGGCGGAUGAUUACUCGGUCAAAAAUGAUUUUUAUGGACACCACGCUAAAGUAGUUACCUUGGCCUGGUCCCCCGACAAUGAGCACUUUGCCAGCGGUGGAAUGGACAUGAUGGUCUACGUUUGGACAGUGAAUGAUGCAGACAAGAGGCUGAAGAUCCCAGACGCCCACAGGUUGCACCAUGUCAGUGGCCUGGCCUGGAUAGAUGAGCACACGCUAGUGACCACCUCCCAUGAUGCCAGCAUCAAGCAGUGGACUCUAAAAUUCUGAUCUGUACAAGAACGGAUCAUUAGGGACAAGGACUACUGUAGACCGCUCUCUCCCUCUUACUCUUAUAAUAUUGUAUGUAUCUAAUUGAUGGUCUCUUGUCAGCAACCCCUGAAAUUGUCAAUUGUCGGUCAUUGCAGUCCCAACGCAGUCUUUUUCUUUGAUUCUUUUAAAUGGUUCACUAAUGCACGAACAAAGAAAAAGAACCCAAAUAGCUGCAUUUAUAUCAAGCUUUUCUGGUCAAGGAAACCAAUUGUAAGCUCAACAUUCCAGAGACAACAGCUUUAUGUCAGUUCAACCUGACAUGCCUGUGCGUGUUUGGAGGGUUGUUUCAUCUGAACUCUGUUAACUCGGGAAUGAAAACAUUUAUGGGGGAAAAAAUUAUCCUUAUUGACAAUGGAGGUAUAUUUCAGUUACAUUCCUGAAUGGGAUUGAGUUGCGAAUGAAUGGCCCUCCGAUUGUGCUUGCCUGUUAGUUCAUGUUUUCAGCCGAGGUUGAUGUUACCAUUUGUAUGGGAGUGGGUAUUUAGCUUUUUUUUUUUUUUUUUUUUGUCCUCUUUCUUUGACUCCAUAACGUCAAUGUCUUUCAGAAUGAUUUCUAGUUGGAACAAAUGUGAUUGGGAGAGCAAUAGUAGGAACUUAAAACAAGAGAGAAAUGAAUCAUGUGUACAAUCAAAAUGCGGUGUAUUCAAUGAAUCUCCUGUACUGUUGCCAUUUUUCUUUUUGGCUCACGAUGUUCCCGUCUUAUACUUUUUACCUUUUUUUCCCCCCUUUUUUUUUUUUUUUUGAUGCUUCCACUUUUUCCUAAGGGUGGAUAUGAUUUAAUAAUAUUAAUGACAAUAAAACAAAUGUUACUCAUU